UCUUAUUUGAUAUCAGAGAGCCCAAUGGAGCCUUCUGAAGAACCUAGUCAGAUUAGCAAAGAUAACCAUUUAGAAGUUCCUAAUUUAUCUGAUUCUCUUUCUGAAGAUGAAGAAGUUAAAGCUACCUUCAGACCUGGUUUUUCCCCUCAACCUAGCAGACGAGGUUCUGAUUCAUCUGAAGACAUUUACCUGGACACUCCACCUUCAGGUGCAAGAAGAGUUUCAUUUGCUGACAACUUUGGGUUCAAUCUUGUGUCUGUUAAAGAAUUUGAUUCCUGGGAAUUUCCGAGUGGUUCAACUGAUUUUGACUUAAUGAAGGACAUUUUCCACACAGAAGAAUAUGUUUUAUCUCCACUAUUUGACUUGCCUUCUUCAAAAGAAGACCUUAUGCAACAACUUCAAGUACAGAAAGCGAUACUGGAAUCAACUGAGUAUCUUCCUGGAUCUACAAGUGUGAAGGGCAUUAUUCGAGUUUUGAAUAUUUCUUUUGAGAAGUUAGUAUAUGUGAGAAUGUCCUUAGAUGACUGGCAGACAUAUUAUGACAUAUUAGCAGAAUAUGUCCCAAAUUCAUGUGAUGGUGAAACUGACCAAUUCUCCUUUAAGAUUUCAUUGGUUCCCCCUUAUCAAAAAGAUGGCAGUAAAGUUGAGUUUUGUAUACGUUAUGAAACUUCUGUUGGUACAUUUUGGUCAAAUAAUAAUGGCACAAAUUAUAUACUGGUUUGUCAAAAGAAAGAACAAGAGCUGGAGCCUGGAAAACUACAGGAAGAAGUUCCUAACAGACAAAUAAAAGGCUGCUUAAAGGUAAAAUCAAGUAAAGAAGAAUCACUGGUAACAUCAGAUGAGAAUAACUCUGAGAAUUCAAAGAUUACAGAUACCUAUAUCCCAACAAUUGUGUUUUCUCAUGAGGACAAGGAAGACUUGGAAACCAGUAAUCAGAAUGUAAAAGAUGUAAACACGGAACAUGAUGAACAUAAUGAAAAAGAAUUAGAUUUGAUGAUAAAUCAACAUUUAAUAAGAAGUACUGCUUCCAGAGAUGAAAAGAAUACAGUCAAUUUUCCAAAUAAAGCUGAGGGGUUACAGAAGAAGCAAAUCCAUGAUGAAGUAUACACUGACUUGUUUAAAAGGCCUUUGUCUUCAAGUUCAUCAGCAGAAAGAUCCUUGAAGGGAGAGUUUUACCACAAUGAAAAAUCUUCCUCAGGAAAUAAGUGUAGUUAUCAACCUUCAGAGGAAAUUACUUCAGAUAUGGGAGAAAUCAAGCCAUCAUUGGGAAAUACUAGUAGUGAUGAAUUAGUGCAAGUACAUAUUGGUAGCAAAGAAGUACUGGAUAACAAUGCUAAUCCAGCCCAAGGGAGGGGCAGAGUGCAAAUAUCUUGUCCCUCUGCAGAUCAACUAAUGGCAGACAACCUUAAUCAAAAAUGUGAAGGAGAAGCUAAAAAAACUGAAGUAAAAGAUUGGGAAUGUUUAAGAAGUGAUUUCCGUUCGGAUUUCCAUUCAGAAGAAUCUAUAGAAAAAGGAUCUUCCAAGAAAGCUUAUGGCAAUGGUAAGAAUGAGGAGGAGGAGCAAAGAAUAUGUUUAGGUGUUAAUGAAAAACACAGCAAAAAUUUUCAGUCAAUCUUACAUGACCAAGAAAGGAAGAUGAGCCACUCUGAAAUAAGUGUGGAAGGGAUGGGAGCCAGUAACAGAGACCUAACUGCUCUGCCGAGUAAGGAUACCCCAAUUCAUGACCAGUCAAUCAGAGCAGAUACAUUUCAUUCACCAAGGACAAAUCUAAGCUGCGAGGAAGCUGCGUUAACAACCUCAGACCUUGAUCUCUCGACUAGUGAAGGCACUAUUUUAGGAGGGAUGCCUGGUCAAGCUUGUUUACCAAGAAAUAGAAAUGUUUUGAGGAAUGAGUAUCUUUUCCAAGUUGAAGAAGAAAAAUCAGCUUGGAUUAAUCCCGAAGAUCAAAAUAAGAACAUCCAGCAUAAACAAAGUUGGAAUGUUCUGGAAAGUCAGGGAAGAGCAAGAGAGAGUAAGACAAAUAUAACAGAGCAGACCAAAGAACAAGCAGAUUGUGGAGACGUGUGGGAAAAAAGAGAUAAUGCAAGGAGUUUGAAAGCUAAUCCUACAGAAGAAUUGUUUACCUGCCAAGAAACAGCGAGCUGUGAACUGUCUUCUCUAGCUGAUCAUGGUAUUACUGAGAAAGCAGAAACAGGUACAGCUUAUAUAAUUAAGACAACAUCAGAAAGUACUCUAGAAAGCAUGUCUGCUAGAGAAAAAGCAAUAAUUGCUAAGCUACCUCAAGAGACAGCAGGAAGUGACAGGCCCAUCGAGGUAAAGGAAACAGCGUUUGAUCCACAUGAAGGGAGAAAUGAUGAUUCACAUGAUACCCUUUGUCAACGAGAGACAGUAGGUGUAAUCUAUGACAAUGAUUUUGAAAAGGAAUCACGUUUAGGUAUUUGUAAUGUACAUGUAGAUGAAAUGGAGAAGGAAGAAACCAUAUCUAUUUACAAUCCUGGGAAGACACAUGACAGGAAGAUAUGUGUCACUGGAAAUACAACAUCUGUAGAAGAAUCCUCACAGGUCAUUACAGACUAUCAAAAAGCAGCCUCAAAACUAGAUUUACAUUUGGGAAUGUUACCAACAGACAAAAAAAUAUUUCCAGAAAAUAGAGAUCAUGGGCAGAUCCAAGAAUUAUCACAGAAAACGAAUAUAGAUGCCAUUAUUCAUUCUGCUUUAAACUCAGACACUAAUAGAGCUUCUCAGAAUGGCUCUCACAUUUCUAAUCAUCAUGUUAAAACUUCAGUGCCAUCUCAUGAACAGGCCACUGCUAUAGAGAAUGCAAUUACUACCAUGACUCUCCAAUCUAUUUCUUCUAAAUCAAAAUAUAAUUGUAAUCCAACAAGUGAAAUCCAGGGUGCUGAGAAUCACCAUCAUCCUGCGUCUACACCUGAAGAAGUUUCCAAAAGUUCAAGAAUAGUGACAUCAGGUAGUAGGAGGGAAAGAUGUAUAGGCCAGAUUGUCCAACAAGGAGAAUGCAGUGUGGAGAAAUCUCUAGGGUCAACAAUUUUAAUCAGUGAAGCUUUUGAGAACAUGAAAGAGGCAAGGAAUGAAAAAGAAGGAUUAAUAAACUCUGGACAAUCACUGUGCUCUUCAGGAGACAAGGAAUCUGAGAGCCCUGCUUCUGACAGUCUCCCUGCCCAGGAAAGUCAAGCUCAAAGGGAAUCUCUGCUUUCGAAAUACACCAACUCUAAAAUGCCUUAUUUCCUUUUGUUCCUGAUAUUUCUUGUAACCAUCUAUCAGUAUGACUUAAUGACCGGCUUGGCAUUCUACGUUUUUUCAUUGUACUGGCUGUGCUGGGAAGGGGGAAGACAAAAAGAGUCUGUCAAAAAGAAGUAACCUCAGCACUAUUAUUAUUCUCUCUUAAAAGAUAAGCUAUUUAGCCCCAAACAUUUGGAUUGGUGAAAGAGACUAUUCGUUGUUCAAAGAGCCAGCGCAGUUUUUCUCUUGAAGGAUCAUUUAGAAAGGAAUGCGUAUGAAGUUUGCUCCUUCAUAUAAGUAAUUAUUCUAUAUAGGACCAUUAUGUUUGGAUCAUUAAAUACCUAUAUGAAUAUGAGAUCUGAAGCACGUCAAGUUGAAAUUAGGUACAGCUGUUGCUCCUUAGCAGGCUAUGAAGUUUCAAUGCUUCUUCACUACUUAAAGUGCCAUUUCUUGAAUUCAUUUUUGCAGUAAAGCUUCAUUUUUUUUUUCCUGAGUGUAUUUUUCCCUCUACUGUUUUUAAAAAUAGAUAAGACAUGGACAAUGGCAGAGGACUUUUUUUUUGGUCUUUUAAUACUGACCAUGAAAUUUGCAUUUACCACUGUAUCAUUUAUCAGCACAUUUUGAUAAAUGGAAUCUUUCAACUUUGAUUGCAUAUUUUUAAGAACAACACCCAUGCAUAUUGAAAUGUAUAGAUUUAACCUGAAGAAACACAUUGUGUACUUGAAUAACACUUAAUACACAUACACAUGUUUUAUAUCCUGCAUACCUACAAAGCCAGGGCAUUCAUAAGCCAAAUUUGACAAAGACUGAAACAAUCAAGAGAUGAUCUUUCAGUUCUACAAAAUUUGGGGGAUGGCCUGUCUUUAAGCAAUAUUUUUCUCUUUUAAAGGGAGACUGUAGAACACAGCUGAACAAUUUUGACGUCAACUAUUAUUCAGAGUUGGAAAUUUAAAAGUUCCAGAAGCAUUGCUUCAGAAUGAAUUUGUACCUAUAAAGCAUAAAGCAUUAAAUGAUAACAAUAAUUUAAAAAAGAUUUCCUAAUGAACUAUUUUACUUGGUAGUAUUUUUUGUCUUCAAACAAAUUUUUAACUUUUCUCAUUAUAAAACAAUAAAUUAUUCCCCAAGGUGCAUUUAGAGAACAAACAACUAAUCAUUGGUGAUAUUUAUUAUAUAGUUAUCAGGUUGUUAAAUGAUAACUCAAAUUUUAAGGAGACAAAUAAGUAGAUAUGGAGAUCUACUGAGAGAGAAAUGAAUAUCCAGUAGAGCAGUGACUUCAGUUACUGUUAUUAUCUAUGGCUAAGUAUGUGAAAUAAUGGAACUAAUCAUUUUAGCCACAUAGUGGUAAUGCAAAUAGGCUUAUACAAUUGAUUUCAACAACUAUUUAUUGAAUGACUAAUAUAUGCAAAACCUUGUGCUCUGUUCUAUGGCAGAGCACUUCCUUUGAUACCCCGAAUGGCUAGUCCUCAGGGAGGAGGCAUCGAUAUGUAUUUUGAUGCUUUUGAUUUGGCCAGAAAUAUGGGAGAAAGUCACACUGAGGGAGCCCACUUGGGUGAUUUCUUUUUAACUGGAACUUCUUUUAUGGAGAAUAUAACAUUGAUCUUCAGAGAGAAAAAGUAAUCUGUUUAUUAACCUGUAAAGGUAAAUUCAAUGACUAACACUUGUAUAUAUCAUCCUACACUCCUAAGAAACAUGCAUGCAUGGGAAGACAACAUGAGAAUGAAGCAUUUAAACUGACUUUCAUGUGGUAGUAAAUGAUUUCCUUAAUUUUCAUUAGGUACACAACUAUUUCCAAAUCCCCUAAUUGCAUGCUUGUCUUAAGUCCCAUUGAAAUUGAAUGCUUGACUUUAACUUUUUAGUUGAACAAAUACAAACAUCCUGAAGUAGAACUUAGGGCAAAUAUUUGAUUGUUUGAGAGAGCAUAUUUUCAUUAAAUACAAGUGGGAUACUGUAGGCUGUACCUAGAAUAUUAUCUCUAAAAUUGCUGUCUUGAUAAUUUUGUUGACAGGUCUAGAUUACAACGAAGUUAGGGUUAGCAUUUCUUCAGUUCCUAAUGGCUUGGUUUUUGCAUUCUACCUCUAAGAGUUUCAGUCAAUAUGCCAUAUCUUAUUAAUGCAAAGAACACUAUAUUACUUUAUGAACACAGGUGCCCAAACUGUAAUUGUUCCCUUAUAUAUAAAAGAAUGUAACUUUUUUUAUCUCUUCUAUUUGACUUUUGGUAACAUUAACUUACUAUACCUUCUCAUGCAUAUUUGUAAUAUGACAAUAGAAGUUUCAAAGGAUUUAAAAUACUCCAUUGUGUACUUCUCUGCAGGCAAAGAAGAAAUAAUUGGUGAUUUAACUGACUUUCCAAACAUUACUUAUGAAGAAUUAGAAAUAAAGUCAUAAGAACUAUGAAACUAUUGCCAGGUGGAGAGGUAGAUUUUUGCAACCUGUUUUGGUCACAUCACUAUGUUGAACAAGAAAAGUGGAUCUCAGGAAGAACUGGCAGCCCCUGGUUAAUAAAGAUUUGACUGUGAAUCAUCAUGACAAGGGUCAACUUUAUAAGCAUAGCUGCCUUCAUCGUGUCCCCCCAAGUAUUGGUUAAGGGCCAAAAGGGUGUGGCAUGAGAAUAAACAAAAAGAGUAUAUUGUACAUCUGCUUCUAUAGUGGGUAAGAAAUGUGAUGUAAUAACCAUCACCUUUUUAUCUUGCUGGGCUUCUGACUAUUAGAAACAAAGUUCUAAAAAUUAAUUGGCGAGUCAAGCAAGUGUAGGUAGUAAAAUCAACUAUCUCAGAAAAUCACAUCUGUGUAAGCCACCAAUAUCUCAAUAGAUUUUUCAAUGUAAGAGUAAAUAGGUCAAUGAGAUGACAUUCACCUCUCAAUAUUCAAGAACAUUGGCUUAAUGCAAUUGUGUUUCCCUGCUGAGUUCCAAUAUUUUGCUAGUGAAUUUUUUCAAAGAAUAUAUAUAUAUUCUGCACCAUUUUGUGAGAGAAACAGGAUCAUCUUUUAUUUGUCAUCUUAAACCAGUCUUCUGGUUAAAUGGAAAACUUAAAAAUAUCCAGACCAAAUUUGGGGAAAUAAGUAUUUUUCCCAAAUAGCAUUCAUGAUACUUUCUUAAUAGUUUUUUUCAGUCAUGAAUAUUAUUUUAUCUCACCAGACCUGUUGUCUUCUUUAUUAGUCUCAAUUUUUGCAUAUAAAUUUUUGCAAAAAAGCAAACAAAGCAAAACAAAAAACUAGCAGGAAAACUAGUAAAGAUGCAGGCAGGAAAGCUGUCAUCCCCAGGGCCAGUUCAUCUACUGAUUUCUGAUGUCAUGAUCUCUGACCUUUUAAAAUUUCACUGAGUGAAUACAGAAAUUGAACGAUGCAAUAAAGAUCGUGGUUUGUUAAUUUAAGUCCUGUCUUAGCCAAUUCCGUGGAACUGAGGAAUAGGACUGACUCUGAUCCUGCAACAAGGUAUGAAAGGACUAUGACAGGCCAUGCUCCUCCAGCAUCUCCACAGUUGUACUCCUACAUAAAGAGAACAACUAAAAAAGUUACUUUUAUUUAUUGGAUUAAAUUAAUUUGCUUAAUUUUUUUCUACUUAAUUUUUUUCUACUUAAUUUUUUUUUACUUAAUUUUUUUCUACUUUCAGAAAUAAUUCAUAAUAAAACUCAUGGCAACAUAAGUUACUUUUCAUCUUUUAAAAAUAGAUUCAGUCAUUAAUACAAUACAUUUCCAUAAUUUUACCCAAACCUCUUUAAAUAGCUAAUCAAAUUUUCACUAGACUUUCAGCCUAGCUUGAACAUGUUUUACAAGAAAUAUUAUUACAGUGUGUUAAAACCUUAAUAAACAAACAACUCUUUAAAAAGUU
Messenger RNA from Balaenoptera musculus (blue whale), 7069 nucleotides. RefSeq names its product protein phosphatase 1 regulatory subunit 3A (gene PPP1R3A). The coding region runs from base 25 to 3378 and encodes 1117 amino acids. Gene Ontology annotation, cellular component: protein phosphatase type 1 complex. Lineage: Eukaryota; Metazoa; Chordata; Mammalia; Artiodactyla; Balaenopteridae. Gene Ontology annotation, molecular function: glycogen binding; protein phosphatase 1 binding. The transcript is spliced from 4 exons. Gene Ontology annotation, biological process: regulation of glycogen biosynthetic process. The record is from RefSeq and is a predicted model, not a curated record.